Molecule: messenger RNA, 1518 nt
Organism: Adineta steineri
Lineage: Eukaryota; Metazoa; Rotifera; Eurotatoria; Adinetida; Adinetidae
Source: the annotation of a GenBank genome assembly
AUGAAAAUUCAUCGAUCGAAAUCAAAAAAAGAUCUAUCAGUAUCACCGAUUGAUUGUAAAUUAUUUAUUGAUAAAUUAAAAAAUUGCGAUCGAACAGAUCUUCAUGAGUUAUUAAAAUCAAUAACUAUUUGGCAUCUUGGAAAGUGUAGACUGUAUGAUUGGAUUGAUGCAUUGGAUUUAUUCGAUGCAAUUCUAGAAGAAGCUUGUAUAAAAUCUGGGACAUGGAUGCUCAAUUGUGACAAAUCAGAAAAUGAAGAGUUAAAAAUCUUGGUACUUGAUAUUCUUCGUUUUACUGUAUUAUUAAUUGAACAUUCAUAUUCUCGUGAUUUGUAUAAUUCCAUUGAAUAUUUAACUAUGUUAUUACAAUCAUCUGAUGUAAAUAUUGUACUUGGUGUUCUUUCACUUCUAUAUGUAUUCAGCAAACGUUCAAACUUUAUCACAGGACUUCAACUUGAUAAAAAACAAGCAUUAAUUGAGCGAAUUACAUUCUUAGCGGAAACUUGGGGUGGACGUGAGUAUGGUUUCAAUUUAGCUCGUUGUUGUACUGUUCGAAACCCUUCAGAAUUUCCCGAUCAUGCAACAAAUCUACAUUUUGCAUAUACAGUUCCUUCUGAAUCAUCAUCAGCAAUAAAUGAUCCAACAAUUCAAACUCCUAAACAAAUAGAAAUUCCAAAUGUUCAUUUAGCUGGACCAAAUGCUGCUGCUGUUAUGGAAAUAGUUCUUGCUCAACAUACAUUACCUGAAGAUAAACAAAUGAAAUUAUUCACUCAUCUUCGUUUAGCUUAUGCAUUUCCAUCAUUUGAUCAACGAUUACUAUGUAUACAAGCACGUUUACAAGCUUUAUCUAUUCUAGUUUAUUCUGGAGCAAUACAAGACACAAAUAAUAUUUUAUAUGAUGGUUUAAUUGAAGAACUUGUUGAUGUAUUCUAUGUUCAAGAUUCAACAUUAACAGAUGUAAAAGCAUCCGUUUUGACAACUUUAACAUCAGUAAUUCAUUUUGAACAAGCAACAAAAUAUCCACCACGUUUACAAGAAAUAAUUAAAGCAACACAAGUAAAUUCUUAUCAUGGAUUUUUACCAACACUUGUACGACAAUGUAUUGAUAAAUUAACUGAUGAUAGUAAUGAAAGAUUUUCUCAAUCAUUAUCAACAGCAUUAUUUUCAUUUCUUUAUCAUUUGGCAUCACAUGAAAAAGGUGGUAAUGCAUUAGUUAAGUGUAGUAUAAUGCAAUCAUUAAUUAAAGUUGUUAAUCAUUAUAAUGAAUCUCAAGAUUCAAUCAUGUUUGUUACAAGAGCUGUACGUGUUAUUGAUUUAAUAACAACAUUAGAUAUGGCAUCGUCUCAAACAAAUAAUGGUUUACAAGCAUUUAUAAAUCGUUUAGAGGUAUGUUUAUUUAUUUGAAUUGUUCUAGUCAUAGAAAAAUAUCAGGUCACAUGUACAAGCUCCGAUCGAAGCAUUUCUAUGAUAAUACAGUGAUUAGAAGUGUCAAUGUGUGAGCAAUAAUAUUCACUUGAAAAG